Drosophila teissieri is the source of this 1285-nucleotide messenger RNA. RefSeq names its product glyoxalase domain-containing protein 4. The coding region runs from base 90 to 956 and encodes 288 amino acids. NCBI's taxonomy places the organism in Eukaryota, Metazoa, Arthropoda, Insecta, Diptera, Drosophilidae. The record is from RefSeq and is a predicted model, not a curated record. The transcript is spliced from 4 exons.
ACGGUCACACUGAAUUGGAAUGUACAUAAACAGGCCGAAUUUCGAUCGGAAAACACUUGCUAAAUAAGCGGCCACUGAUAAACGCAAAGAUGUCGGCCAUUUCGGGACGUGCCCUGCACUAUGUAUUCAAAAUCGGAGAUCGGGCGAAAAACGCCUUCUUCUUUCGCCAAAUCUUGGGAAUGAAGGUGCUGCGGCAUGAGGAGUUCAAGGAGGGGUGCGACGCCGCCUGCAACGGGCCCUACGACAACCGCUGGAGCAAAACGAUGGUGGGCUAUGGACCCGAAAGUUCGCAUUUCGUCAUCGAACUUACGUAUAACUAUGGAGUGAGCAGCUACGAAAUGGGCAAUGACUUUGGAGGCGUGACCAUUCACUCAAAGGACAUCCUGUCUCGGGCCGCUGAGCACUCGUAUCCCGUGACACAGGUGGCCGGAAAAGCCGGUAGUCUGCUGACCUCCCCCGAUGGCUAUAAGUUCUAUGUGAUCGAUCAGCCGUCCGCUAGCUCCGAUCCUGUCCAAUCGGUGGAGCUGAAUGUGAGCAGUCUUCAGAACUCGCGCAAAUACUGGCACGAUUUGCUGAAACUGAAGGUUCUCGAGGAGAGCGAAGCAAGCCUGCGUUUGAGUUACGGCGAACAGCAGGCUGCACUGGAGAUCACCCAGAUCGCAGAGCCAAUCAAUAGAGCCAAGGCUUAUGGACGCAUUGCCUUUGCCAUUCCGGCAGCCGAGCAACCGCCGCUCCACGAGGCGGUCAAGGCAGCUGGCGGCGCCAUUCUAACACCCUUGAUUACCUUGGAUACGCCGGGUAAGGCCACCGUUACGGUGGUGAUCCUCGGCGAUCCCGAUGGCCAUGAGAUCUGCUUCGUCGACGAGGAGGGCUUCGGCCAGCUAUCUCAGGUGGAAUCCGACGGCGACAAGCGACUGGACUUGUACAUCCAGAAGGAUCCCUUCCAACAGAAGUGAUUCUCCCAGAGAUACUGAGCACUGAUAUUUGUACACAGCACCUUUUGUAUUUGGAAUUUUUAUUGCUCUAAUGGUUAAUGGUUGUCUUCAACGGAGAUAUUACACAUUUGAAAUGUUAUUGUUAAACAUCACCUACGCGCGUUCUUGGUUUGUUUCACUAUUUACUGUUUGCAUUAAGUACUUAUAUUUCAUUACACAAACUGUCGAUAAACUUAUAGGUGCGUUAUUCCCAAUUUAUCUAUGUUAUGAGUAUUUUUUUUAACUCUUCUAGAAAUGAAUAAAACAGAAACGCCUCUAAAGCUUGUGACUAUCGCAACUUUAACAGACAA